This is a messenger RNA of Peromyscus leucopus (white-footed mouse), 588 nucleotides long. It is a transcript of the gene Hcrt, whose product is annotated as hypocretin neuropeptide precursor. The transcript is spliced from 2 exons. NCBI's taxonomy places the organism in Eukaryota, Metazoa, Chordata, Mammalia, Rodentia, Cricetidae. The record is from RefSeq and is a predicted model, not a curated record. The coding region runs from base 1 to 435 and encodes 144 amino acids. Gene Ontology annotation, biological process: neuropeptide signaling pathway; feeding behavior.
AUGGACCCCAGAGUCAGUGACAAGGAGCGGGGUGGGGGGUGGCAGGGGGUGAAUGCUACCCAGGUUCCCUGGGCCGCCGUGACGCUGCUGUUGCUGCUAUUGCUGCCGCCGGCGCUGCUGUCGCUUGGGGUGGACGCACAGCCACUGCCCGACUGCUGUCGCCAGAAGACCUGCUCUUGCCGCCUCUACGAACUGUUGCACGGCGCUGGCAACCACGCCGCGGGCAUCCUGACUCUGGGAAAGCGGCGUCCCGGACCCCCGGGCCUCCAGGGCCGGCUGCAGCGCCUUCUGCAGGCCAACGGCAACCACGCUGCCGGCAUCCUGACCAUGGGCCGCCGCGCAGGCGCAGAGCUAGAGCCACGUCCCUGCCCUGGUCGCCGCUGUCUGACCGCAACGGCCACCGCUUUGGCGCCCCGGGGCGGGUCCGGAGUCUGAACCUGUCUUCAGUCCCUGUCCUGGUCCUAUCUUCUCCCCUCUGCUCGCCAGUGUCAGUCUCUAGGAAAACGGCAAUAAAGACAAGUCCCUGAUGGUGUGGCUAAUCUUUGUUCCUGUGUGUCAAGUUCAGGCCUCCAGGGGGCGGGAAAGCAU